GCUCCUCUGCCAGUACGGCAGGCGAGGGAAAAGGUGGUAGAAGAGGAACAUGGGUGAACAUGAGCCCGAACAAUCUUGGAGGAGGAGAUGCAUCUUCAAAACAGCGUAUAAAACCAAAAAAAAUCCUUGUAAUUCCUCCUGUGCAAAAAUUGUCCUCACGGGAAAGUAGUGAUCAAGGGGGUCAGGAAUGUACGUCUGGCACUCAGGCGCAGAGCGGUUGUCCGGAAGCAAGCUCUUCAGGCAACACUGACAUUCCAAAAGGACCUGGAGGGGACACGCGCAAGCAACUCUAUGGGGGUGGGAAAGUACUAGAAAGAGCAAAAAAUGCUGCAGCUAAAGGAACCGGAGAUCCCACUGAUGUUACG
Molecule: messenger RNA, 365 nt
Organism: Amoebophrya sp. A25
Lineage: Eukaryota; Dinophyceae; Syndiniales; Amoebophryaceae
Source: the annotation of a GenBank genome assembly